Messenger RNA from Tupaia belangeri chinensis (Chinese tree shrew), 909 nucleotides. It is a transcript of the gene LRRC51, whose product is annotated as leucine rich repeat containing 51. The coding region runs from base 245 to 823 and encodes 192 amino acids. The transcript has 6 exons. The record is from RefSeq and is a predicted model, not a curated record. Gene Ontology annotation, molecular function: protein binding. Lineage: Eukaryota; Metazoa; Chordata; Mammalia; Scandentia; Tupaiidae.
UUACGACAUCAGCCAGGACGUGGUGACGACAGCAGUUGCCAUGGAGUUGCGCUGGGUAACCCUCAGGUAGUGGAACGCCGAGUCUGGAGGGGAAGCGACUGUGGGGGGUAUUUCCAUUUCAACAGGGAACAAUCCCUGAACCCAAAGGAAUGAAUCCCUAAUGGUGGAGUUUCAGGCCUCAGUGACAGGCUGAACCCACAGUCCCCAGGCCCCUGCUUGCACCUGAUGAAUGAUGGCCUGAACUAUGAGCAAACGGGAGUCUGUGAACACUUCCGUGCAGGAGCCCCCUCUCGACUACUCCUUCAGAAGCAUCCACGUCAUCCAAGAUCUGCUAAGUGAGGAGCCAAGGACAGGGCUACGACCACUGAAGCACUCAAAGUCAGGGAAGCCACUGACCCAGUCCCUGUGGCUGAACAACAAUGUUCUCAACGAACUGAGAGACUUCAAUCAAGUGGUUUCACAGCUGCUGGAGCACCCAGAGAACCUGGCCUGGAUUGACCUGUCCUUCAACGACCUGACUUCCAUCGACCCUGUCCUAACAACGUUCUUCAACCUGAGUGUCCUCUAUCUUCACGGCAACAGCAUCCAGCGCCUGGCAGAGGUGAACAAGCUGGCUGUCCUUCCUCGGCUCCGUAGCCUGACACUCCACGGGAACCCCAUAGAGGAAGAGAAGGGGUAUAGGCAGUAUGUGCUGUGCACCUUGCCCCGCGUCACCACGUUCGACUUCAGUGGGAUCACCAAAGCAGACCGCACCACAGCUGAAGUCUGGAAACGCAUGAACAUCAAGCCCAAGAAGGUCCGGAUCAAGCACAAUGUCCUCUGAGGUUCCUGUGACCCCAGCAGCCCUAAAGAUCCCAGUGUGGUCAGCUUGGCUCGACAAUAAAUGAUUUGAACUGUUGAGCACCUAAA